Molecule: messenger RNA, 1771 nt
Organism: Lytechinus variegatus (green sea urchin)
Lineage: Eukaryota; Metazoa; Echinodermata; Echinoidea; Temnopleuroida; Toxopneustidae
Product: isoamyl acetate-hydrolyzing esterase 1 homolog
Exons: 6
Coding region: 161-865 (234 amino acids)
Molecular function (GO): hydrolase activity, acting on ester bonds
Source: RefSeq, a predicted model, not a curated record
UAUAUGCGCAUCCCUUAUCAUUUCGUCUGCUACUGCUAGUCAGCUAGUGCUAUUCCGUAUUGAUCUUGACGUUGAACAUAAGUUAUAAUAAGCUGAAAAGUAACAAUUGGAAAAUACUUCCAAUACCGGUAGAGGUUGAUGUAAUUAUUUCAUUCUCAUCAUGAGUGCAUGGCCAAAAGUGGUUUUAUUUGGUGAUUCGAUAACACAGCGCUCCUUUGAAGUUGGAGGAUGGGGUGCUUCAAUUGCUGAUCAAGUCCAGAGGAAAUGUGAUGUAGUGAACCGAGGGUUUUCAGGGUACAAUUCUCGUUGGGCUCACAUGAUAAUACAGGCUGCCUUACCUCCUGAACUUCUUAAAGAUACAGUUGCGAUGACCUUGUUUUUUGGUGCUAAUGAUUCUUGCUUGCAAGAGGUAUGGCCAUGUCAGUAUGUAGGUGUCCAGGAUUAUGCUGACAACAUGAAGUCAAUCGUUAACUAUCUUGAGAGCAACGGUGUCCGAAAGGAGAAGAUACUGCUGAUCACACCUCCUCCAAUAGAUGAAACAUUGUGGGGCGAAGCCUGUAAAGAAAAAGGUACAGCCUUGAAUAGGACACUUAAGAACUCAGGAAUUUAUGCCAAAGCUUGUGUAACUCUAGCUCAGGACUUAGGAGUUAAGGUCAUUGAUUUAUGGUCAGCUAUGCAGACAGAAGAGAACUGGGGACCACGAUUCCUUUCUGAUGGUCUUCAUCUCUCAUCUGAAGGAGCUGGUUUUCUUUACAAGCAGCUCUCUGGUUUUGUAGAAGAAUGUACAUCCUCCCUUCCUCAGCAGUUCCCUGACUGGAGUGAAAUAGACUAUGCCAAUCCAGAGAAGAGCUUCCAGCAGAGUUGAUGUUUUCCUUUCAGUGUUCCAACUCAGUGUAUGUCACUUAGUAACCAUCUAAGGAAAUCAUGGGUUGAGCCACAGGGUAUUAUCUGUUGUUUGGGAGCAGAGACAAUGCUUUAAUAUCCUCCCCACUUACAAUAGAUAAUCCCCUGAGGCCAUUCUCAUGACUGAAAUGCUUCUCAGGUACUGCAUACUUUUUUCUUUAUAAAUUAGUCAGAUAUACUACUCACACUUGAGAAAUUAGCCUUCCAGUUGUUAGUUUGUUCAUAUGCUUUUAAGUUACAGUUUACAGCUCAGAAUGAAUACUGCACGAUAUCAUGGUGCUGAUAUCCUGUUUCAGACAUGCAUAAACAAAGCUCAGCAUCAUUUCUGUGCAUAGUAUUUGGACAUGACGUGACAUGACCAAUCACUCACUUUUCAAAUAAACACAUGUUCAACCCCCCCAAAAAAAAAUAAUAAAUGAAUAAUAAAUAAAUAAAUAAAUAAUAAGAAUUGAUAAAUAAAACAAUAAAAAUGUCUGAAAUCAUGACAUGAUAAUUUCAUUAUGAUGGAAUGAACUGGUAUUAUGUGAUGUCAUAAUUGUUAUAUUUGAUAAAUGAGGAUGAUAUGAAUUUUUAUGCCUGCAAACCCUAGACCAAUCUUAAUUUUCACUUACUUUUGAAAAGUCAGGCAUUUGAAUAAAUCACCUGCCUCAGCAACAUUUUUGUUGCCCCACAUAAUGCACUUAACUUUCUACAUUAAAAUAUAUGCUGUGUUUUGUUAUAUUUUGCCAUAACUUGUCUGAACAAACUAUUUGUGAUGGAAGACUGAUGAUUAAGUGGUUUGUUUUUUGUUUGAUUUUUGCAGAACGUCGGCUUACGAUUAUCAGUCUCUCUGUGAUGAUAAACUUGUCAAGAAAUUUUGUAAUUUUUU